This is a messenger RNA of Argiope bruennichi, 3169 nucleotides long. It is a transcript of the gene Rtel1, whose product is annotated as regulator of telomere elongation helicase 1 homolog. Lineage: Eukaryota; Metazoa; Arthropoda; Arachnida; Araneae; Araneidae. Bases 115 to 3000 code for a protein of 961 amino acids. Gene Ontology annotation, molecular function: DNA binding; DNA helicase activity; ATP binding. The transcript is spliced from 20 exons. Gene Ontology annotation, cellular component: nucleus. The record is from RefSeq and is a predicted model, not a curated record. Gene Ontology annotation, biological process: telomeric loop disassembly; DNA recombination; regulation of double-strand break repair via homologous recombination.
UUUAACGAGUCUCUAUUUUGCGCGCUUGAAAUUUAAAUACUAUCGAUGAAAGGUAUUUGUUUACCUGUGUUUCAAAUAUAUGUUUAGUUUUCAAAGUCAUAGAAUUUAUAAAUAAUGCAGUGUCAAAUCAGUGGUAUCGAAGUAUUAUUUCCUUGCCAACCUUAUCCUGUGCAAGAAGAUUAUAUGAAAAAAGUGAUUGAAUGCUUACAAAAGCGCGUUAAUGGAAUACUUGAGAGCCCCACAGGCACUGGUAAAACUCUGAGUUUACUAUGUUCAUCCCUGGCAUGGUUAGAAAGUUACAAAGCUCAACAACAGCUUUCACUCAUUCAGCAUUCGCACAAUAGCAGCCCUGGGAUUUUUAAUGAUAUCAAAGCUGCUUUGGAAGGAUUGGUAGGCAAUUGGGAUUCUGGAUCCAAUUUUAUGGCACCACGAAUCAUCUACAGUUCCCGAACUCAUUCUCAGUUGUCACAAGCUAUUCAAGAGUUAAAAAGAAGUAAUUAUAAGCAUGUCAAAUCAAUAGCUUUGGGAUCUCGUGAUCAGUUAUGUUUACACCCAGAAGUAUCAAAAGCAGCCAAUCACACUGCUAAAGUAUACAUGUGCCGUGCAAAGAUUAGCAGUAAAGCAUGCCCAUUUUAUCUGAAUUAUGAAGAAAAGAUUGCAUCAAAGUCAGAUUAUCAAGAUUCUUCAGUUCUGGACAUUGAAGACUUAAUGAGCCUGGGAAAGAAAAAUAUGGUCUGCCCAUAUUAUGCUGCUAGGCACCUUAAAUCAAGAGCAGAUAUGAUAUUUACUCCUUACAAUUACAUAAUUGAUCCUAAAAGCAGAAGGGCACAUGGAAUUGAAUUACAAGGAAACAUUGUGAUCUUUGAUGAAGCACACAAUAUAGAAGGAGCCUGUGAAGAAAGCAUGUCAUUUCAACUUCGAUCAUAUGAUCUUGCUUUGGCUAUAACAGAGAUUACUCAGACCAUGGAGAUGAUUAAAGAUUUUGAUGAAAAAUUCUCUAGUUCUGAUACUGGUGCUCCAGAUUUUACUUUAACUGAUCUCUCUAUUUUGAAAGUAAUGUUCUGUGAGCUGGAAGAAGUAAUGGAUAAAGAAGCUUCUGAAAUCUCCGUAAAAGAUGGUUCAAGGCCUGGUGAUUAUAUGAUUGAGAUUCUUUCAAAAGUGGAAUUAACCGCUCAAAAGAAGGACAUUGUUUUGGAUCUUUUAGACAAAGUGAUCUUGUACCAUUCGACAAAGUCUGAUAAUCCAUGGACCUCAAAAGGUACUGGGUUGCAAAAAUUCUCUGAUUUGCUUAGUGUUUUGUUUUCACGAACUUCAGGUGCAGCACAUAGUGAACUUGAAUUCAAAAGAGAAUUUGCAACCAAAUAUAAAAUUUUUCUUCAACAUGAAAACCCACUUAAAUCACAAUCUUCUACUGAUCCAUGGGCAGUGCCUGCUGCUGGUUUAAAGCGAAAACCAAGCUGGAAGAUGGACUGUUGGUGUUUCUCGCCUGAACUUGGAAUGAGAGACAUUGUAGAUCGUGGAGUGCAUAGCAUUAUACUGACCAGUGGUACUCUGUCUCCUUUGGGGCCUUUAAUUAAUGAAUUAGGAGUGAGUUUUCCUGUUACUCUAGAAAAUCCUCAUAUUAUCAAAGACAAUCAAGUUUUUGUUGGUGUUGUGACCUGUGGUCCAGAUGGUACACCUCUAAAUUCAUCUUAUCAAAAUAGAUCUAAUGAAAAAUAUAUCAGCUCUUUGGGACGCACUAUUUGCAAUUUCUGCAGGAUGGUCCCUGAUGGCCUUUUGGUAUUCUUUCCAUCCUAUUCAGUAAUGAAAUCAAAUGUUGCAUCUUGGGAAGAAAGUGGUAUCUGGCAAAACUUAUCUGGUUUGAAGCCAUUAUUUAUGGAGCCUCAGGGUAAAGAUGCAUUUCAAGAGAGCAUUGAAAAAUAUUAUUCUAUCAUCAAAGACCCUGAUUCAAAGGGAGCAACAUUAUUAGCUGUAUGCCGAGGGAAAGUUAGUGAAGGACUAGAUUUUGCUGAUGAAAAUGCUCGUGCUGUAGUCAUUACAGGUUUACCAUUUCCUCCGUCUAUGGAUCCCAGAGUUAAAAUGAAAAUGAACUAUCUAAAUGCUAUAGCCAAGGAAAAGAAGGGUCUGUAUGGCAAUGAUUGGUACGUCCUGCAAGCUUCAAGAGCUGUGAAUCAAGCUAUCGGUCGAGUUAUUCGACAUAAAGAUGAUUUUGGUGCCAUUCUUUUAUGUGAUAAUAGGUUUAAGGAUAAACGAAUUCAGUCUCAGUUGUCUAAAUGGAUUCAGGGUCGAAUAAAUGUUUUUGAUUCUUUUGGGCCUGCUCUAAAAAGUUUAACUUGUUUCUUUAAAGGAUUAGAUCAACUUCCAAGAAGAUCAAAACCUGUAUUAGGAGGAUUUCAAAUAGGUUCAAGUACUUUCAAUACAAAGUAUACUAAUGGAGAAUCUCAAGUCCUUCCAAGAUCUGACAAAUCAUUAGAACCAAAAGAGGAUAUACUUGAUUGUUAUAAACCUUCAGAUGCAUCAGGAGCUUCUACUUCUGGCUUGAAUAAGUCAAGCAGUAUAUUUGAUGCUAUGGAAGAUGAAAGUGAGAUAAGUUCUGCACAAGCUUAUAAACCUAGUCCAUUGGCAAGAUAUAGUACAUCUUGUUAUGUGAAUAAUGAUACUAAUCCUGUCUCAUCAUCGAAUGAGAAACCAAAAGAUUCGAAACGCAGAAAAAUAGCUGUUACUCUUAGGCAAGCUAUUCAACCAGAAGAUAAAAAAAAUUCUACAGAAAUGUGGAAAAGUUACCUGUUAGAGGUGAAAACAUUACUGGGUGUGACUGAACAAUAUGGGAAAUUCUGUACCUCAGUAAAAGAAUUCAAGACUACAAAAAAUGUUGAAAAUUUUGCAGUAUCACUAAAGAAAGUAUUCUCUGCAAUUCCCAACAAAACAAAAUUCAUUCAAACUGCUUCAUUAUUAGUGAAUGCACAAGACAGAGAUAAAUUUCUAGCCUUGUCUUCUUGAUACUGAGCUUUGAAUAUUUCAUUUUUAUGCAUUGCUAAGUGGUGAUAAUUUUGUGAUGAAGAAAUUAUUUGAAGUUGAAAGCUUAUUUGAAUCUUUAAAAAGCUAAGCAAGAUAUUUUCUAUAUUCAACUUCAUUCAUUAUUUGUGGCUGGUACACAAUUAAUAUGUAA